Messenger RNA from Micropterus dolomieu (smallmouth bass), 2606 nucleotides. It is a transcript of the gene tigara, whose product is annotated as TP53 induced glycolysis regulatory phosphatase a. The transcript has 10 exons. NCBI's taxonomy places the organism in Eukaryota, Metazoa, Chordata, Actinopteri, Centrarchiformes, Centrarchidae. Gene Ontology annotation, cellular component: cytosol. Gene Ontology annotation, biological process: positive regulation of DNA repair; negative regulation of programmed cell death; fructose 1,6-bisphosphate metabolic process. Gene Ontology annotation, molecular function: fructose-2,6-bisphosphate 2-phosphatase activity. The record is from RefSeq and is a predicted model, not a curated record. The coding region runs from base 1042 to 1905 and encodes 287 amino acids.
UUAGCUUCUCAAUUUAAUGGCACACUUAAGCUAGCUGUCAACUCGGUCACUUUAGCCCUUCGGAAUUCUGUUUAAAGAUAAAACCAGCCAGCUGGAGUUCAUGGUGAACAUCAAUAUCAAGUUAUUCUACAACACUGCUUCUGUUCAAAUACAAAACAAUGGUUUAACAUGUAGGAGAGACUUACCACAGUUCAGUGACGGGAUGUUGCAAUGUGGAUGGCCAUGCAACGUCGACGCUCGUUUUACUUUCACAAAAUGCGUGUUGCCGCCAACAUAUACAUGACAUUACGCGUGAGCGCUGACGUCCCAGCUUCGAACGUCACAAAAUUGUGGAUCAGUUCGCCGCAUUCCUGUUAUGCUAACGUAACGCCGUGGCUGAAACCUUUCCAGACAGUCACAAACACUUAUGAUUUUCCAUCUGGGGUUGCUCCUUGUUACACGCGAUUUGGUCUGGACUGUAGAGAGUGCUGCUGAAUGAAUUUCAUAAUGCCCAAAAUCACCUGACUUGCGAAAGCAGCUCUGAUAUUGGAACAACACGAGGUACACAUGAGAUGCCAUCCGACCCUCCGAGGCCUCCCAGUGAACCUGCUGGCGGAUGACUGAUGUCUUCAAAACCUGCAAUUGCAAAGAUGAACCAGACAUUGCUGACACUCCUCACUGUGGUCACUGACGCUCCUGGUGCGGUCCGCUUCAGCCAAAGUGAAAGGUGGCUGUGGAUGGAUUUGUCUGUUUCUCUGGGGGUGGUGAUGGAACAGUGGAUAAGACAUAUGCCUUUGGUGUGAGAGACCCGGGUUUAAUUCCCCAUUGUGACACGUACACCAACGUGUCCCUGACCUGGACACUUUACCCCUAGUUGCUCCAGGGGCAUGCGACCUCUGACAUAUAAAGCUAUUGUAAGUAGCUUUGAAUAAAAGCGUCAGCUAAAUGUUUAUGUAACUCAUGUACAAACUCCUGAAAGCACUUCUGAACUGGCCGUUCAGGCCAGCUGUGACAAGGUCCACAAGAUAAGGUACAUCGACCUGUUCGCCCGGGCGGAGGAGUAUGAAGACUCCCAGACCAAGCCUCCCAAGUCCCGCCGUAAGGCUCCAGCCCCAUCGCCUGGCUCCCGGAAAGAAGUGGCUCCACCCCCCAACAAUGAGGAGGAGAGCACCUCCAGCAGUGCGUCAUGGAGAAACACAGUACAAUAAAGAUGGCCUGCUACAAGGCCAGGCUAUAGAUUCACCUUUGUCUGAGAUCGGCCUGCAGCAGGCCGACGCUGCAGGCCGUUACCUGAAAGAUGUCAAGUUCAGCAACGUGUUUGUCAGUGACAUGAUUCGGGCCCAGCAGACUGCUGAAACAAUAAUGAAACACAACAGCAGCUGUUCUGGUCUACAGAUGGCGUGUGACCCUUUACUUAAAGAGAUUAGCUUCGGGACAGCAGAGGGCGGACGGGUGCAAGAUGUGAGGGAGAUGGCCAAGGCGGCUGGUCAGUCGUUUCCAGGCUUCACCCCUCCAAAGGGGGAGACCCAGGAGCAGGUGAAGGAGCGGGUCAAAGCAUUUUUGGAGAAAGUGCUCCAGCAGAUUGGGGUCGAACACUGGCACGACAGAGGGGGGGAUGAAACCUCCUCAUCCACUCCACCAGAAACGUCUCCUGUGGAGGGAAAGGCAGACGAUGGGGUCAGGGGCCUCCCUGUCCAUGCUUUGGUUGUCACCCAUGGGGCCUACAUGUGUGUGGCAGUGCGCUACUUUGUGGAGGAGUUACAUUGCUCCUUGCCUCCGGGUUCUGACAAAGCACAUAUGUUCUCUUUGAGUCCUAACACAGGUCUGUGUCGGUUUAUAUUAAUCAUGACAAAAGAGGACGACAGGUUCAAAUUGUCAGGGAUCCGCUGUGUGUUUGUUCACAGAGGGGACCAUGUCACACAGUAGGAGCUAGAUGAACGGAGGUUUUUAAGAAAUGUAAAAGAGAUAACUAAGAGACUCAACACUGAGUUUGAUAAUAUUGUAGGUUAUGUUAUUUAGAGGUUCUGUAUUUAUUUUUCAUUUGGUGCUCAAUCACCUCACAGUACAGUUUAUUCAAAUUUUAAAAUUGACGCCAAAGUUUUGUCUUGUUUGCUCAAUAUAAGCAUGUUUUGACAACAGAAUUAUUUUUUUAAAAACGUGUAUGUCAGGUGUUGAGGUGCUGUUUAUUAUUGUAUAGUUUAACAGUGGCAGUAUGUUAAGAAAACAUUACACAAUACUUAAAUUAACUGAAUUCAGAAAUCCAGUUUAUACUGACCAAGAUAUAGAUUAAAUAAUACAUAUAGUGCAUAUGUUGCAACUGUAACAGUGUUGACUUUGUCAUUGUUGUGUGUUAACACUUGGUCAACAAGCACAAACAGAUUCAAUGGCUGUUGUCACUGGGAAUCUGUAAUUGAAACACUUCAUUAUGUAGGAAUACUGUCAGACUUGAGCCGUUUAGUUUUCUUCUUAAAGAAGGAAAUGUAGCUGUGGAAACCUGCCAACAGGAAUAGAAGAAGUCUUUUUCUGAUAAAACAUCCACAUUCAGUCUACGCUGGUUCUCAUUUGUCUUUAUAUGGACACACAGCCUGGAACGUUUUCAUUUCAGUAAAAGUGCUUCUUCAUUUACA